Molecule: messenger RNA, 2967 nt
Organism: Apis cerana (Asiatic honeybee)
Lineage: Eukaryota; Metazoa; Arthropoda; Insecta; Hymenoptera; Apidae
Product: heme transporter FLVCR2
Biological process (GO): transmembrane transport; heme export
Cellular component (GO): membrane
Molecular function (GO): heme transmembrane transporter activity; heme binding
Source: RefSeq, a predicted model, not a curated record
AAUCGUCAAAUUAUUGGACAGAGACGAUGAGGGGAGAAGGUGUAUCGAAAGUGAUCGAUAGACGAUCUCGCGAUCGACUCGUGAUGAACUGAAGGAUGGAUCGAUUGGAUUCGUAGCUAAGAUCGACACGCGAGACGCGAUAAAAGUCGCGAUAACGGCAAAUACGGAAGGUAGCCGGUCGCAAAUAUAAGACGAUCUCUUGUUUAAUCGCGUAUCGAGAUAAGGCGAUGGCAUUUGUGUGUAGACACACUGUGCUCUGAUCGAGAUGGAGACGCGAUUAUUUUGAAUCCAGUUCGAAGAAUUCGCUCCUCUGUGCAUGCAGGCUCUGUUAUUGGUUUCGCUAUUGGAGGUGAUGAACACGAAGGUUUUCGAAAAGAAAUCGUGAAAAGUGUGCGCCGGAUUCUCUGUGAAUGGGAAAGAUUGGAGUUUCGUAAGUUCUUCGAUCGAAGAGGAACACGCGCGAAGAAUUCGAAAGAAUUUGUAGAAGGAAAUAUUUAUAGAAUACGAAUAUGAAAAAAUUCUGAGAGAUAGAUAUCAGGUUUUCAGGAGUAUAUAUAUGUAGAAUUUGUUGAUGAACAUUUUGAUCGUGGUUUUUUAUUCGUUUAAUUAAAUCGAGAGGGAAGAUUGAGAAUUUUUGAAAGGAUGAGAAUGACGGACGAGAAGGAUCUGAACGAGGUAUUGUGCGUGAAGAAUGUGGUGAAGACGAUGAAUGGGAAUGAGAAGAACAAUGGUAAUUCGUUGGAAACGAAGGUUUACAAGAAACGAUGGCUGAUUCUGGGUUUAUUUAUCGUUUACACGGGAAUGAGCAACUUCCAGUGGAUUCAAUAUUCUAUAGUCAGCAAUAUAGUGAGCAGGUACUAUGGCGUCUCUUCAUUGGCUGUCGACUGGACAGCAAUGGCAUUUAUGGGUUAUUACCUGAUUUUCAUCUUUCCUGCCACGUACAUGGUGAACCGAUGGGGACUUAGAUGGAGUAACAUUAUAGGAUGUUGUGUCACGUGCCUUGGUUCGUGGAUUAAGGUUUUAUCUGUCAGUCCUGACAGAUUUUGGGUCACUUUCAUUGGACAAUCCUUGGUUGCUUCUACACAGACUAUAAUUCUAACGUUACCCGGACGCCUGGCGGCGCAAUGGUUCGCCGCCGACGAACUUUCCACGGCUACGUCGUUAAGCAUUUUUGGCAACCAAAUGGGGAUAGCUUUAAGUUUCUUAAUUACACCGAUAAUCGUGAAAAAUCACGAGAAUCUAGACGAUAUUGGCGCUGGCUUGUCGCAUCUAUUUUGGGGCGUAGCUAUUAUCUUGACAGUUGCGCUUAUAUUGAUCGUAAUACUAUUCGAGGACGAUCCAAAAAUACCACCGAGUAAAACACGAGCUCUUCAAAAAUUGAAUGAAAUGCAGGUCGAGGAAAGUUUGAUAGAGCCAAUUAAGAGAUUGUUCAAGAACAAGUAUUAUAUGUCUCUUUGCAAUUCGUACGGUUUGAGUAUAGGUGUUUUGAACGCCGUGGGAACAUUGUUGAAUCAAAUAUAUCUCGUGCAUUUCGAGAAUGGUGAGGAAGACGCGGGUAGAAUCGGUUUGGUCAUGAUCAUUACAGGGAUGAUAGGUUCUGUCAGUUUUGGAGUGAUUCUCGAUAAAACGCAUAAGUACAAGGAAACGGCAGUGGUCGUGUAUUUUCUCUCGCUCGGCGGCCAGAUAUUCUUUUCUACCUUCACGUUCCUCGAAAUGAAAUGGAUGGUGUAUUUGGGCUCCGUUUUUCUAGGGUACUUCUUAGUCGGAUACGUGGCCUUAGGAUACGAAAUGUGCGCGGAAUACACGUAUCCGGAAUCCGAGGGGAUAACGGCGGGAAUUUUGAACGUGGCUAAUAACGUUUACGGAAUUGUUCUCAUUCUGAUAAUGGGUCGGUUGCUCGAGGUAUACGGGGAUAUUCCGGUGCACGUGGGCCUUUGUAUAGCGCUGCUCAUCGGGUUUAUCAUGACCUUGCUGACGAAGGACGUGCAAAGGCGCCAGGAUGCCAGAAAUAGUGUCCAUUAUGUCGGUGUUGAACAGAGUGAAAAGAGCAACGAGCGCAAUGGACUCGAGAAAAAUUGAUUCGCUCUUAACUACCGUGUAUUUUUUAUAUUAACGUGACAUACUGCUUCAACUUUCGAAUAUAGGGGUGGAAGAGAUGUUGCAAGGUUAUAUGUAUAUAAUAAUGCCUGGUUAAAUGUGAUUGGAAACGGAUCGAUGGAUUUUGUAUCGUGGAAAUCGAGAGAGGAAGAAAAAUACUUUUCUUAUGAAAGAUACUUUUAGUUGCAGUUUUAUAGUAAGAAUUGGUAAGGAUAAUUUUGUCAGUUAACUAAGCAUUAUUAUAAAUUUAAUCCUCGAAUUGAAUAUAGCUAUAACUUUGCUACGUGUUUUCCACUAUCCAUAUUUUUUGUAAUGAUCCAUAUCCUCAUCAAUGACUGUAUACAGGUUGAACAAAAUAAUUUGAUUUGAUUUUCAAUGAUAUUAAAAAAUAUUUUAAAUUAAAAUUGAGCAGACAAUAAUGUAGAGAUACGAAGAUCAAUUUUCUUACUGCAAAAAAUUAUUUAUAUUUUAUCUCGUCUGAAGAAAAUUUUCGAUAAAUGAUAUUAAUACAUGCAUAUCAUAAUUCGUAUGGAUUGGAAGAGUUCAUUGUCAUGAAAGGAUUAUUAUUAGACUGCAGCUAAUUUUCAUAUAAGAAAUUUAAAUACACGAAAAUAUGCACAUAAUAUUUUCUUAGUUGUAUUCAUAAAAAUAUGAAUUUGAAAUAAACAUUUGCAGUUUAUUUAUUAUAAAUAUUAUUAUAAUAAAGAUACUCUUCUUUUUAUACAUUUGUAUAUAGAACUCUGCGAUGUUUGAGUGAAAUAAUUAUUGUGAAUGACUGCAUGGACGAUAGAAGAUGUAAUAAAUAUAUCUAAAGGAAGUAAAUGUAAUUAAUGAGAAAAAAAUUUUAAUAAAUGUCUGUGAAAAUAUGGA